UAUGUCAAUGACGAGCGCCGCGCCACAAGUCGCUGCGGUGAUGUCAUUGUGGACCAACGCUUAGACGACAUAUGUGACGUGACAUAUGAUUUAAAGGCAGAGAAGACCUCGAACAAACAAGUGUUCAUUCAUUUCUUGACAAUCUACUGCUCUCUAUUACCAGAAUUCACCUUCAUCACCCAAGCUACGUAUUAGAUCACAUCACACAAUGUCGAAUGCAGGCAACUCCAACGUCGGCUUCCCCAGCCUCUACGAGGCACAGAACCAGCGCAACUACAAGCAAUCAGAGGUCGCCGAGCUGACGCAGCACACUGGCGAGAAUGUGAAGGGUUUCCUGCCAAAGGACCAGAGACGCGAAGUCAACCGCCUACAUGCCGAAGAAUCCCAGCGGAGGCAGCAGGAGCAGAUCAAGAAGGACCCCACUCUUGCGGCAACAUUGCACGGCAACAAGCCCCACAAGGGCGCCGUGAUUGACAAGGAGCUGCAAAAGGAGGAUGAGGCAAUUCUGAGGAAGAAGGGUGAUGCUACUGCCGGCAAGAAGAUGUGAAUUUGUUGGAAUAGGGGAAGUGUAAACAAAGGCUGCGUGACAUCGUUUGGGAGAAAGCUUGUGAUCGUUAUUUCAAAGUGGACGUAGUUCAGCUGAGGGGGGGGAAUUUUCGCUGUCAUGAAUCUAUAAUUAUUGGUACACAGAACUACGAAAUAUGAUCUUGUGUACUAGUUGA
Chaetomium strumarium is the source of this 722-nucleotide messenger RNA. RefSeq lists its product as uncharacterized. The record is from RefSeq and is a predicted model, not a curated record. The transcript is spliced from 3 exons. The coding region runs from base 209 to 547 and encodes 112 amino acids. Lineage: Eukaryota; Fungi; Ascomycota; Sordariomycetes; Sordariales; Chaetomiaceae.